This is a messenger RNA of Peromyscus maniculatus bairdii (prairie deer mouse), 3088 nucleotides long. RefSeq names its product signal transducer and activator of transcription 4 (gene Stat4). Gene Ontology annotation, biological process: signal transduction; regulation of DNA-templated transcription. Gene Ontology annotation, molecular function: DNA binding; DNA-binding transcription factor activity. The record is from RefSeq and is a predicted model, not a curated record. Lineage: Eukaryota; Metazoa; Chordata; Mammalia; Rodentia; Cricetidae.
UACUCAGAGUAGGAGGAAGCCGGUCAGAGAGGGCAGACCCUGGGAACCUUCGCAGGAGUUGGCCCAGACCUCUGAGGGAGGCUGUCCUCCGGCAGGAGAGCAGACCUGAGGGAGGUUGGUGUGCCGGUCCUUGUUGUCCAGCCCUCCCGUCCCAUCCCAGGGCUGGCUCACCAGAAAAAAAGUACAGGCAUCCCAGGCCCUUAGCUGGGGCGGGUGCAGAGGGUCUCCUCUUGUCCGGGGAAGACUGAAAAAACAAAAACAAAAAACGAGUGUGUAGCCCUCACUGGAAGUCUUCUGGUGCUCUGGGGCCGUUUGCACUUGGGAGCCUGGCUUCUGGGCAUGGUGGCCGGGCUCCGCCGGGGGCUUCAGCCUGACUCGGCAAAGCGUUUCUAGAACAGAGUGGGUGGGAGCCGACUGAAGUCCCAGAACCGCGAACACUGACGCACAGGAAAGCCUCGAGUGGGUGGAGAAAUGCAAAUCCCCCAGUGGCAUGGCCUCAGCCGCUGCGGACCCUGACGGCCGAUUCUGACUUCGGACUUGAGCGGGACCAGCACCCGGACCCAGGGCGAGCCAGCAUGUCUCAGUGGAAUCAAGUCCAACAGUUAGAAAUCAAGUUUUUGGAGCAAGUUGAUCAGUUCUAUGAUGACAACUUUCCCAUGGAAAUCCGACAUCUGCUGGCCCAGUGGAUUGAGCAUCAAGACUGGGAGGUGGCCUCUAACAAUGAAACUAUGGCAACAAUUCUUCUUCAAAACUUAUUAAUACAAUUGGAUGAACAGUUAGGUCGUGUUUCCAAAGAGAAAAACCUGCUAUUGAUCCACAAUCUAAAGAGAAUUAGAAAAGUACUUCAGGGGAAGUUUCAUGGAAAUCCAAUGCAUGUAGCCGUGGUAAUCUCAAAUUGUUUAAGGGAAGAGAGGAGAAUACUGGCUGCAGCGAACAUGCCUAUCCAGGGACCUCUGGAGAAAUCCUUACAAAGUUCGUCGGUUUCAGAAAGACAGAGAAAUGUGGAACACAAAGUGGCUGCCAUUAAAAACAGUGUGCAGAUGACAGAACAAGACACCAAAUACUUGGAAGAUCUGCAAGAUGAAUUUGACUACAGGUAUAAAACAAUUCAGACAAUGGACCAGGGUGACAAGAAUAGCAUCCUAAUGAACCAGGAGGUUUUGACACUCCAAGAAAUGCUUAAUAGCCUGGACUUCAAGAGAAAGGAAGCACUCACUAAGAUGACACAGAUAGUGAACGAGUCGGACCUGCUGAUGAGCAGCAUGCUCAUAGAAGAGCUGCAGGACUGGAAGAGGAGGCAGCAGAUCGCCUGCAUCGGUGGCCCACUCCACAACGGGCUGGACCAGCUUCAGAACUGCUUUACCCUGUUGGCAGAAAGUCUUUUCCAACUCAGACGACAGCUGGAGAAAUUAGAGGAGCAGUCUUCCAAGAUGACUUACGAAGGAGACCCCAUCCCCACGCAGAGAGCACACCUGCUGGAGAGAGCCACCUUCCUGAUCUACAACCUGUUCAAGAACUCAUUUGUGGUUGAGCGACAGCCCUGCAUGCCAACACACCCUCAGAGGCCGCUGGUACUCAAAACCCUCAUUCAGUUCACCGCGAAACUGAGACUACUAAUAAAAUUGCCGGAACUCAACUAUCAGGUGAAAGUAAAGGCAUCGAUCGACAAGAAUGUUUCAACGCUAAGCAAUAGAAGAUUUGUGCUUUGUGGAACUCAAGUCAAAGCCAUGUCCAUCGAGGAAUCCUCCAACGGGAGCCUCUCAGUAGAAUUUAGACAUUUGCAACCAAAGGAAAUGAAAUCCAGUGCCGGAAGUAAAGGAAAUGAGGGCUGCCACAUGGUGACGGAGGAGCUGCAUUCCAUAGCCUUUGAGACCCAGAUCUGCCUCUAUGGCCUCACCAUCGACUUGGAGACAAGCUCAUUACCUGUGGUGAUGAUUUCUAAUGUCAGCCAACUGCCUAAUGCUUGGGCAUCCAUCAUUUGGUACAAUGUGUCAACCAACGAUUGCCAGAACUUGGUUUUCUUUAAUAAUCCUCCGCCUGUCACUUUGAGUCAACUCCUGGAAGUGAUGAGCUGGCAGUUUUCAUCCUAUGUUGGUCGUGGCCUUAAUUCAGACCAGCUCAACAUGCUGGCAGAGAAGCUCACAGUUCAGUCUAACUACAGCGAUGGUCACCUCACCUGGGCCAAGUUCUGCAAGGAACACUUGCCUGGCAAACCAUUUACCUUCUGGACCUGGCUUGAAGCAAUAUUGGACCUAAUUAAAAAACACAUUCUUCCCCUCUGGAUUGAUGGGUACAUCAUGGGCUUCGUGAGCAAAGAGAAGGAGAGGUUUCUGCUCAAGGAUAAAAUGCCCGGGACAUUUUUGUUACGAUUCAGUGAGAGCCAUCUCGGAGGGAUCACCUUCACCUGGGUGGACCACUCUGAAAACGGAGAAGUGAGAUUCCACUCCGUAGAACCCUACAACAAAGGGCGUCUGUCGGCCCUGCCAUUUGCUGACAUCCUGCGGGACUACAAGGUCAUCAUGGCUGAGAACAUUCCCGAGAACCCUCUCAAGUACCUCUACCCCGACAUCCCCAAAGACAAAGCCUUCGGUAAACACUACAGCUCCCAGCCUUGCGAAGUUUCAAGGCCAACAGAACGGGGAGACAAAGGUUAUGUUCCUUCAGUUUUUAUCCCUAUUUCAACAAUCCGCAGCGAUGCCAUGGAGCCGCAGUCUCCUUCAGACCUUCUCCCCAUGUCUCCGAGUGUAUACGCUGUGCUGAGAGAAAACCUGAGCCCUACCACAAUUGAAACAGCAAUGAAGUCUCCAUAUUCUGAGUGACGGUACAAAGCGACUCUUCAAGGAAGAGAGCAGAUGAAAACGGAGACUGCUCUUUGCCAAAGUCCACAAUUCAUUUCUUCAGCUUUGUAAAUACUGGUUUCUAGAAAAUGGCACAAAUCCGAAGCUUUCCUCUCACUAGGUGACAUUCCCCAACUGGGAGUGCUGUGACUGAAAUGCUAAAAACCAAAGCUUCAGAUAAACACGCAGGAAAAGACAGCUUCGAGAAACCUAUGUUCGUGACAAUAUAACAGAAGGCUGCUUUGCAUGCA